UCCCCACCCCUCCAUCGAAAAUGCAAUAGCCUACGCAGGAUUUACUUCUUCCUGUGGGAUACGCUAGGAAUCCAACAAAACGGGUCAUCUUGGUGGUUAAAAAUGGACCGUGAUGUGCGCCGUACAUUGAUACGCUAAUGUCAUUUUACAGCCUUCAAAUAUGAAUCAUGCAUUUGAUAUUCCUUCUGAGUCUGGUCGUCAGCAUCCUCAUCGCCUUGCAAUGUCCAUUUGUCUCAACGUCAACGGUUUCCCCCGCCGCUGAAUAUGUGGACAUCGGGAACACGGCGUCAGACAAACCUGGGCGAAAGUCGACACCUUCAGCCAACUCUACAAGCCAGGGGCCUGGACAGGGGGUCACGAUUACCUAUCCUGCGAGACUGGUCUACUACCUAAACGAGGAGUCGGAGAGUACAAACCAUGACCUGGAUACCCGCGCGCGGAACCAGAACGCACUGGACCAGGAUAUCCACCUGGCUCAGGCAAGCUUUCAGCUUGAGGCCUUUGGGUCCACCUUUGUUCUGGACCUUUCUUUAAAUAAUGAUUUGCUGUCCUCAGAUUAUGUAGAGAUCCACUUCGAGGAUGGGAAACCUGUGCUUUCUAAGGGAGGGGAGCACUGCUACUACCAUGGCCAACUGCGAGGAAAGGAGUUGUCGCGUGUGGCCGUGUCCACUUGUAAUGGACUACAUGGUAUGUUUGAUGAUGGGGACUUUGUGUACCUCAUCGAGCCGCUGAAGCAGAUGCACUUCUCGAAUAUGGAGGCCAGACCCCAUACUGUACGCAGAGCCACCUCACUGCUCUCUCUGGGUGACGCAGUUGACCUGGGUCUGGGGAAACAGAGGGAGGACGAAGCUGAGGAGGAUGGGCCAGUGGAGGAGGUCUUAUCCGACAUGCCCUGGCUGAGGCGCCGGAGGAAACGAGCCAUGCCACGUAAUGUGUUCGAGGAGAUGAAGUAUCUGGAGAUCAUGAUUGUCAGCGACCACAACACGUUCAAGAGACACAAAACCAGAAAGCAUACCAGGAAUUUCGCAAAGUCAGUGGUCAACUUUGUUGAUUCGGUCUUCAAGGAACAGCUGAAUACGCGUGUGGUGCUGGUCGGCAUGGAGAUUUGGACCGACAAAGACCGCAUCCCCCCGAGUGUUCGUCCACUGGACAUGCUCAAGGACUUCUCCAAGUACCGGCAGAGCAGCAUCAACCUCAAUGCCGAUUCGGUGCACCUCUUCACGAAUGUGACUUUCCACUACGACCGGAGCAGCGUAGCGUACAUCGGAGGGGUUUGCUCAACAGCCCGUGGAGUCGGGGUCAAUGAGUAUGGUACGGCGUGGACCAUGGCAGCCUCUCUCUCCCAAAGCCUGGCACAGAACCUGGGCAUCCAGUGGGACCCCCCGACCAGGAGGAAGGAGUGUGGCUGUAUGGAUUCAUGGACUGGGUGCAUCAUGGAGGAUACAGGGGUACAGCACCCUCGAAGAUUCUCCAAAUGCAGCAUAUCUGACUAUAAGACCUUCCUGUUGAAGGGUGGGGCUUCAUGUCUGUUUAACAGACCAAAUAAGCUUUUUGAGGCCACCGAGUGUGGCAACGGGUACGUGGAGGUGGGAGAGGAGUGUGACUGCGGAGCACGAAUGGAGUGCUACAGAGACUGCUGUAAGAAGUGUUCUCUCUCUAAUGGUGCCCACUGCAGCGAUGGGCCAUGCUGUAAUGUCACCUGCCUGUUUUACCCACGAGGGUACAGCUGCCGCUACGCUGUGAACGACUGCGACAUUUCAGAAACCUGCUCAGGAGACUCCGGACAGUGCCCUCCAAAUCUCCAUAAGCAGGACGGGUAUUCCUGUCAGCUUAACCAGGGUCGCUGCUACAAGGGGGAGUGCAAGAGUCGGGAGAACCAGUGCAAGUACAUCUGGGGCUCGAAGGCCGGUGGUUCGGAAAAGUACUGCUAUGAGAAGCUGAACACCGAGGGAACAGAGAAGGGCAACUGUGGGCGUGAUGGAGACAAGUGGCUGCCCUGCAGCAAACAUGAUGUGUUCUGUGGGUACCUGCUGUGCUCCAAAAUUGGGAGGAACCCACGCAUCGGAACCAUGAGAGGUGACAUCACCCCAACCACAUUCAACCACCAAGGGACACUGGUGGACUGCAGUGGCGCCCAUGUGUUGAUGGACGACGACACUGACCUGGGGGGGUACGUGGAUGACGGUACUCAGUGCGGCCCCUCCAUGAUGUGCCUUGACCGGAGGUGUUUGCCCAUCUCUUUCCUCAACGUCACCGCAUGCCCCUCGGGCCCCAACGGACGCAUCUGUUCCGCGCAUGGGGUGUGCAAUAAUGAGGCCACGUGCACAUGUGACUCCACAUGGGCCGGCACAGACUGCAGCAUGCACGACCCCCCGAAGGAGCCACCGACCGAGCUGGACGAGGGACCCAAGGGUCCUAGUGCCACCAACCUUAUCAUAGGCUCCAUCGCAGGGGCCAUCCUGAUGGCAGCCAUUGUUCUGGGGGGGACGGGCUGGGGUUUUAAAAACGUCAAGAAACGGCGUUACGACGCCAAUGCCAGCGCCAUCUAGAGGACUGGAUGAGGCUGUGCACUCUGAGGUCAGAUCCUGUGGUGGAUUCAGCCGAUCGAUCCGACCUUCGCUGGACUCCUCAUUUCCCUUUCCUGCCGCUAACUUAGCGGUAGCGUUUACUUGAAGACAACAAACAGAACAACGAUACUGAAUGAAACCACUACUGACUACUGAGCAUCUUCCAUUUGUAGUUUUUUGGAACUACAGUACCCACGCUCUUGUAGUUGUUUGGAACUACAUUACCCACGCUCACCGCCCCAACCCUCCACCACCACCACCACCACCACCACCUAAUCUUUCCCUUCCUUUCUCCCAAAUCGACUUUCAUUACCCCACACUGCCCAUCCGUCCCUCUCUCCUCCCUCCUCUCCUCUCCUCCCUAAGCCUCACCUCCUGAGAGUCUCCCCUGCCUGGCGGAGACGGAGAGGGGGGCAGUGUGCUGGGGGGCGUGUCCUCGAAGGCCCACCCAUCAGGCAUGACUUCCUGUACAGCGCACUUUGACCUUUGACCAUUGACCUCCCGUGCGGAACCCCAGCAUGACGAGUCCUGGCUGAGGCACUGCAUGGCUGAAGUGAGUCACCCAUUCAAAGCGAAAAAAAAAAAGAUAAGACAAGAGAAAAAAAACAACAACACUUGAGUACAAUCAAAUUGAGUACAGUCAGUCAGUCACUACGAACACCAAAUUCAUGGAAAAGAGGCGUUUGGCAUCUAGGAUGACUGCCGACAACCCUACAAGGUAGCGUUGCUGUCAGCAACGCAAGUCCCUAAAGGAAGAAACUUGUAAUGUCACAUUGAGAACACGGAUCAGCUACUGAAUCUCAACAUAUCAUUUUACACUAUUACAUAAUUCUGCAUUUUUUGUUAGAAUUUUAGCAUGUUGUCUUGCAGGUGUUUUGGCUGUAUUAAAAACAAAAAUGACAGAAAGAAAAAAAAUUAGAAGGGGAAAUAUUUUGGCCAACAGUUAUAGACAGUUAUAACAUGCAAGGGAACACUUAUGAGCAGUGUUAACACCUUUCUCUUAGACUGAAAACAAACACACAGACACACACGCACGCACACACACACACACACACACACACACACACACACACACACACACACACACACACACACACACACACACACACACACUUCUUUCAUACACAAGUCCCAUACAUGAGUAACGUGGAGUCAAUGCUGACCUCACUGUUUAAGCCCAGUGUUCUCACGAAACCAGUUGAUAGACACUACAGUCAGUUAUGAGCUGCAUGAUCAAGACUAUUUAGUGGGCAGCCCUUUCCCAACUGCUCUGCUUCCCAUGGUUACUGCAUGUUAAAGGAUAAUUAAACAACUAACUCUUACUAUGCAAAGGAAAACAUUGCACAGACCUACUGAUUGGUAAUGAUUCUUCAAUGAUACUAUGAUGAUAUUACUAAAAUCAUGUUUUAGCUACUUAAACAAUAAUGCAGCCUUUUAUAUGCUUGGCCACUUCAACAUUUGUCUUUAUAACAAGCUUCAGAUAAACAUAGGAAAAACCGAAUGGAAAAAAAAAAGUCCAAAUGUCAAAAUGCAUCUGAUCACGUUCAUUUGUCUGAGUUUGAGAAAACAACCACUUGUGUCAUUUGUGAUAAAGAAAGAUGAAUUUUUCAAUCAAGCGUAAUUAUAGGAAUAAAGAAGGUAGGAAUAAAGGGAUCUUUCCAGAAUUUUCUUGGCUAGAGGUCUACAGUACGUGUUGGGUGUCCUGUGUACCAUUUUUGAGGUUACUUGGGUGUCCGCUCUCAUCUCCUCGUUCUUUCCCAUCAUCACAUGUUUCCAUGGAAGCACCAUCAAAAUAUUUAAAUAAAGGACUUGACAAAGUAUUGUAUCACUUGACAA
Sardina pilchardus (European sardine) is the source of this 4403-nucleotide messenger RNA. It is a transcript of the gene adam23a, whose product is annotated as ADAM metallopeptidase domain 23a. Gene Ontology annotation, molecular function: metalloendopeptidase activity. Gene Ontology annotation, cellular component: presynaptic membrane. NCBI's taxonomy places the organism in Eukaryota, Metazoa, Chordata, Actinopteri, Clupeiformes, Clupeidae. The record is from RefSeq and is a predicted model, not a curated record. Gene Ontology annotation, biological process: proteolysis.